CCAAGACAUUCCAACGUCAUUGGCAGGCCCACCAUUCCUAGAGCAAAGUCUUUCAGAAAUAGCUCGUAUAUAUCAUGGAGUGUCCCGCUGCGUGUCCGAAUUGCUCUUCGGUCUCUGCUUUGCCAUUGAUUUAGUGCGGGGUACCUCGUUUCAACAUUUAUAUCUCCACAUCUUCCACACUUGAACAGGAAAGAUGACGGAUACAGAGGUUUCGGAGUCGAAAUGCGAUGUUCUCAUUGUUGGAGCCGGGCCAGCUGGUCUGAUGAUGGCCGCAUGGAUGGCGAGAUGUGGAAUCAACGCUCGAAUCGUCGAUAAACGCGGUACCAAGAUCUUCUCCGGACAGGCGGAUGGACUGCAAUGCCGCAGUCUGGAGAUUUUCGAUAGCUUUGGCUUUGCCGACCGCGCGUGGAAAGAAGCAAAUCACAUGAUUGAGAUGUGCAUGUGGAACCCCGACGAAAAAGGCGUAAUCACCCGCUCAGACCGCCUCCCCGACACCCCCGUCGGCCUGUCCCGCUUCCAGCAGAUUGUCCUGCACCAAGGCCGGAUCGAGCGUUUCUUCCUCGAUCACAUCAAGAAGCACUCCAAGGACGGGAUCCGCGUUGAGCGCGCCGUGCUGCCCGAGUCUCUCCACAUCGACGAAGCCGCAUGUGACGACCACUCACCAGACAACUACCCCAUCACUGUGAAACUAAGACAUUUGACGGAGGAUGAAGCUAUGCCUGCGCAGAGUAAGGGCUCGGGUGUGGGGGAUGGUCUGUUCAGGAGUAAUCUCGCCGAAGACGAUACUGAGGAGUUGAUUAGCAAGAGUAGGGAAAAGGAGGGGAGUACGGAGACGGUCAGAGCGAAGUAUAUGGUGGGGUGUGAUGGCGCGCAUAGCUGGACGAGGGGGCAGUUGGGGUUUCAGUUGGAGGGCGAACCGACGGAUUAUAUCUGGGGUGUUCUUGACGUAAUCCCCAUAACAGACUUCCCCGACAUCCGUCACCGCUGCGCCAUCCACUCCGCCACCAACGGCUCUCUCAUGGUCAUCCCGCGCGAAAACAAGCUCGUCCGCCUGUACAUCCAGCUCAACGAGAUCAAGCCCGACGCCUCGGGCCGCGCAGACCGCUCGCAAAUAACACCCGCCGUCAUCCUCGCCGCAGCCCAGAAAAUCCUCGCGCCCUACACCCUCUCGUACAAAAUCUGCCACUGGUGGACCGCCUACCAAAUCGGACAGCGCGUAGGCACAAACUUCGACUUCAAGAACAGAGUCUUCCUCGCCGGCGACGCCGUGCACACGCACAGUCCCAAGGCGGGACAGGGCAUGAACGUCAGCAUGCAGGAUAGCUACAACCUAGGCUGGAAGAUCGGCCUUGUUGUCCGGGGUGUGGUGAAGCCAGAAGUGCUGAGCACGUACGGGGCUGAACGCCGCCAAAUCGCCCUCGAUCUCAUCGCCUUCGACCACAAAUUCUCACGGCUAUUCUCAGGCCGUCCAGCAAAAGACGUCAUGGACGAAGAAGGCGUAAGCAUGGAGAAAUUCAAACAAGCCUUCCUAGCAGGUAACCUCUUCGCCUCCGGAUUAUCCGUCGACUACGCACCCAGCCUCCUCAUCGCAAAACCACAACCAGACACCGAAAACAACAACACGGCAAACAACCAACACCUCGCCCCCCACAUCCCCCUGGGAAUGCGCUUCCCCAACGCCCAAAUCCUCAACCAAUCCUCCGCGCGGCCCCUCCCCCUCCAAUCCCUCCUAAAAUCCGACUCCAGAUUCCACAUCGUCCUCUUCGCUGGAACCCCCACUGCACCCGCACAAGCCGAGCGCCUAUCAACAUUCUGCGCCCUCCUCACAUCCAGCAAAACCCUAGCCCCCCAUCUACACACACACAUCCGCAUCCUCACCGUACACGCCGCGCCGCGCGUAGAUGUCGACCUUUUGCGCGAUUUUCCCGACGUGCUGCAUCCGUUUAGUGAGGAGACGGGGUGGGAUUACGAUGCGGUGUUUGUGGAUGAGAGGAGUUUUCAUGAGGGCGGGGGGACGGCGUAUGAGGGGUUUGGUGUUGAUAGGGAAAGGGGGUGUGUGGUUGUUGUUAGGCCGGAUGGGUAUGUGGCGUUUAUUGGGGGGGUGGGGGAGGAGGGCGGGAGGGGCGUUGAGCGGUUCUUUGGGGGCGUGUUUGUCGCGUAG
This is a messenger RNA of Dothidotthia symphoricarpi CBS 119687, 2161 nucleotides long. RefSeq lists its product as uncharacterized. Bases 194 to 2161 code for a protein of 655 amino acids. The record is from RefSeq and is a predicted model, not a curated record. The transcript is spliced from 6 exons. NCBI's taxonomy places the organism in Eukaryota, Fungi, Ascomycota, Dothideomycetes, Pleosporales, Dothidotthiaceae. Gene Ontology annotation, molecular function: FAD binding.